AGUCAUGUACUGGACAAAAGUCACGCUAUAGAGUGUCGUGUUGCGUAGUAGAGUGUCGAGGUGCAAUAUAGAUCCCAAGGUCGCGAGGCGUAGUAUAGGUGGACGCGAGGCGAAAUAGAGAGUCGCGAGGCGUAAUAGUGAGACGCGUAUGUAAUAAUAGAGAGAUGCGAGGCGUAAUAGAAGGACGCGAUGCGUAACAGAAGGACGCGUUGCGUGAUGGAAAGACGCGCAAACAAGGGCGACGCGGCGUGUAGGAAGAGGGGACGCGUACUUUCGCGCCAUUUGCCUUGGUUACCCGUGAAUAAAUUUCGAAUUUUUUCAAUUGACUGGCAAAUUAAUCAAGACAAAACACGAAAGAAAAAGUAAGUUUUUGUAGCAGCUGGGCUGACCGUUCUCUCUGAUUUUUUCUCUCCUGUUUUUUUAAUUUCUGCUGUAUUAUAGUUAUAUUCUGAUAAAUUGUGAGAAGUUGCUAAUUCAUAAGUAUGUGUAGUAGUGAAGGGAAGCAAUGUAGGGCAACGACGACAUUUGUCAACACAGGUAUAGCUGGCACCCCCCCCCCCCUCCUCAUAUAUAUUUUCUCAUUAAAAUUUGUAAUGGGCUAGCUAUACUAUUGCUAUAAAUAAUGGAUUAUAUUAUUUGCCCUAGCAACUUUUACUUCCUUUUUUCCUUCCCUUGUAUACACCACCAAUCAACCCCCCUCCCCCUGCAACGAGGAGGGUGCCGAUAAGCCGAAAAAUGUUAUUACACUGCUUGCAUGCUAUUCUGUUAUAAGCAAUGUGCUGUUUUUGUAUUAAUAUUGUGUUUUGUAUCACCAUGUGAUUACAAUGUUUUGAUAGGUAAACAGGGCAGCUUAUAAAACAGAACGUAGGACUACGACUGGUAGUUAAAUGGAACUGUGCGGUGCAUAUGCAUGUGUACAACAACACUGUCAACAGGUGUAUUGUAAUGAUGGCAAAUUUCUCAAGUUUUGGUUUUCUUCAAGUGACACUGCACCCAUUUUCAAGAAUUUUAAAUAAUGCAGCAAAUAUGUACAAUGUUCUUAUUCGAUUUUCCUUUAAGGAUAUUCUUAAGACAUUUUUAAAUUUUUGUCUUACUAUCGUGAAUAUUUAUCGGCAUGGUUGUAAUUUUCAAAACUUUCAAGCUAAAUUGUAUGUGAUGUUUUAGGAAUUAAAAAUUGAUUCAGCAUGCAGAAAGUGAAAGACGCUAUAGACAGACUGAAUAAUGCAUUGGAUGGUCUGUCAUCAUCAACAACAAGUACUCAAAAUAAUCCAAAUCAGAACAUCUUCCAGAGUCCAAACUCACAUCCAAGUCCAAACUUACAUCCAAGUCCACAACAUCAGAGAAUUCUACAAGAUUUCAAUAAGCAAUUUCCAGCGUUGAAUGCUGGUGGUAGCCGAUAUCGCCCACAAGCAAAGAAACCACGUCUCUCUAAUAACUUCAUUAAGGACACAUGGACCCAUAAAUUCUGUGCACUGAGCUACAAAGAUACAUCAGUUUCACCUAAUACACGUGAAUUAAUGGAGCUAAACCAAGUUGGUCUCGGAAUUGAAAAAGUUGUUUUUCCUUCCAAAACUGGAACACAUGCUAUGCUUCUGGAAGAGUUAACAAAAGCUUAUCCAAAAUUAUCAUCACAGAGUGGUGGCAUUGAACUUCUGAGGGCUGAGAGUGGUGGAAUAAACCGACCAUUGGUGUUGAUACCACCAAGAAAAGAUGGUUAUUCUAUCAGCUAUUUAAAAAAUUUAGUACCCGGUCACGCUGUAAUAUACAUCAGACCAGUGCAGAGCGACUUACCAAUGGAGGAACCAACUAUGGAUUCAGGUAUUGAAGUUAACUGUGUACGAUGUAAUCAGAAAUAUCCGUUAAAUGAUUUAAGAUUCCAUCAAGCUUAUUGUCAACUUGAUGAUGACAUUUUUCCAGAGAUGAUAGACGAUGAAGCUGGGCCAUCGAAUGAAAAAGAAGUAGGAAGUACUUCUCCCCAUAUCGAUACUUUGUCGGCAAUGUUUCCUCGAAUCUCUAAAGCCACAAUUCAGGACAUUUUACGGAAUACCAAAUCUAUCGAUGUGGCAGCCAAUAUUUUGAGUGAGAAAAGUGCAAGUGAAAAUAUGUCUGACAUGCUGCAAAUUAAAUGUGUAGAUAAGGACAUGUCUUUAAAAGAAAUUCUCAAUCAAAUUACAUCUCUUGCUUCAGAAAAUGAUACAAUCACUUUGGAAAUUGAACGUGACAAUCUUUGGAUGGAAUCCUUGAGAUUUUACAAAAGGAACCUUGUGAAUUCUCAAGUUAUGACCAAAAAAUUGAUCAUUGAGUUUAAAGGAGAGGACGGCCUUGAUGGUGGGGCAAUGAAAACCGAAUAUUUCAACCUUUUGUUAGAAGAAGUUAAAAAUCGUCUAUUUGAAGGUGAAAAUAACAGUUUGUUGCCUGUGAAAGACAUCACAAAAGCUGUGCUUUUCAAAGUUGCUGGUAUGAUUAUCGUACAUUCAUUGAUUGCUGGUGUUGACACCGGCUUCCCAGUAUUAGCAAAACCAUACUUUUUACACAUGUGUGGUAGAGAUACCGACAGUUUGAUUGAAAGUUUGAAUAAAAGCCACAUACCAGCAAAUGCAACAACUGAAAAUUUGAUUGAAUUGAUUGAAUCACUUGAUCAAUGUAAAACAAAGGACGAUAUAGACAAACUGCUUUACAAGGACAAUCAGAAGCAAGAUGUGUUUUGGUCACUUAUUAAUUCUGCGCAUUGGCCUGCCGACAAGAAUAUUAACAAAGAAAAUGUCCCAUUACUGGUUCAACAACUCAUUUUGAAUGAUGUGAUAUUGUCACGCCGAAACUCUUCAGACAUGUUAUUCGAAGGUUUGAGCUCGUGCAAUUUCUUGAAUACGAUUCGGUGUCAUUGGAAAGUUAUGGAUCAAAUAUUUUGUGCUGGUUAUCGCAUGAUUGAGAGUAAAGAAUUUAUCAAAUGUUUUAGUUUUGACGAACCAACUUCCUUCGUGGAGACACAGGCAAAGAAAUUUUUUCUGUCGUUUAUUGAAAAAAGUGACAGUAUGACAUUGAGUAAAGUACUUGCCUUCUGUACUAGUCAUACAGUUGUUCCACUGGAUGGUAUGAAAAAUGAAAUCAGAGUGAAAUACAUGUCGGAUGAUGAAAAAAACAGUAUGUGCAAAUCCUCUGCAUGUUUAAAAAUAAUCUACCUACCUACAGUUCAUUCUGUAGAAAAGGCGUUUCACAAUAUGUUGGCAACAGCUUUAGCAUGUGAAUCAAAGGGAUUCGCAAAUCCAUGAUAAUUGUAAAUUUUUAGGGGCACUAACGAGUUUAUUUUUUUCCUUCAAGGUGAUCGAUUUUUAGCUUAUGUUGUCAUUGUUCUUAUUAUGUUGUCAUUGAGAAAAAAUGCCGAUUUUUUUUCUUUUUCUUCCAAAAUAUGCCUCACUUCUAUAAAACUGAUUUUUUUUCUGGUGGGGGGGAAUAUAAAAAUCCUGUCAGUCCUAUGCAAGAAUUCUUCCAGUGAUGAACAUACUUUUAAUGAUCAGAUUUAUUAUGAUUAGUCUCGAAUUUAUGACUGACUUGUACGCUCCUUGAAGUCUAUAUAUACUGCACAUGCAUUUAUAAGUUCGUCUUUUUGUUGUUCUAUUUUGUUUGUUUUCUAACUUUUAUAUGGAAAAGAUGUAUGGUUAUAGUCGUGAUCAAGUUACGCAUUGCAUUAUCAUUCAGCUGUGCUAACCAAGAAGAUAUUUUUCUUUUCUUUUUAUUUCACAAGGGUUAUGUUUGUUAUUUUGUUCUUUAUGUGAAAAAAUGUUCUACUUAUAUACGGUCGACUCACUCAGAGAAAGUUAUUUAAAAACAGAACUGUUAUCGUUAAGUAACUUUUAAACAUAUUUCGAACAUUUUGGAGGGAAUUUCGUCUGGCAUUUUUAGGAUUUAUUGUAUGAUUAAACAAACAAGUGGUUUUGUUGACAUUUCGUGUACUUAUGCAGUACUUUUAUUUUUCAGAAUAUAACAUGAAUAUACAACAAUUGA
This is a messenger RNA of Hydractinia symbiolongicarpus, 4002 nucleotides long. RefSeq lists its product as uncharacterized. The transcript is spliced from 2 exons. Gene Ontology annotation, molecular function: ubiquitin binding; ubiquitin-protein transferase activity. NCBI's taxonomy places the organism in Eukaryota, Metazoa, Cnidaria, Hydrozoa, Anthoathecata, Hydractiniidae. Bases 1185 to 3269 code for a protein of 694 amino acids. The record is from RefSeq and is a predicted model, not a curated record.